Neoarthrinium moseri is the source of this 789-nucleotide messenger RNA. RefSeq lists its product as uncharacterized. Gene Ontology annotation, molecular function: phosphatidylcholine lysophospholipase A1 activity. The coding region runs from base 1 to 789 and encodes 262 amino acids. The transcript has 2 exons. Lineage: Eukaryota; Fungi; Ascomycota; Sordariomycetes; Amphisphaeriales; Apiosporaceae. The record is from RefSeq and is a predicted model, not a curated record.
AUGCUGGGCCAGAGACUUUCGGUCGUCUUGUGCGCGAUUGCGUGCGCAUGCUCGCCUGUACUGGGGAGGGACUUGCACCCAAAUGCUCAGAGGUAUAACGUGAAGGCUUUCUCGUUUGCUGGCGGUAUUCCCCUGCGGAUAAUGCCACUGGGUGCAUCCAUCACCCAUGGUGUGGCCUCCAGUGAUGGGAAUGGGUACCGUCAGGACCUCAGGCAGCAUAUUGUUGACAUGGGAAACGCUGUAAACAUGGUCGGCAGCAAUCCCAACGGAACCAUGAAGGAUAACGACAACUCUGGGUGGCCGGGCUUCAUCAUUGACGAAGUUCACACCAAGUCGAAUGCCGACACACCCAAGUAUAAGCCCAACCUGGUUUUGAUUAACCUGGGCACAAACGAUGCCAUCCGGAAUAUCGACAUCCCUAAGGCUGGGGAAAGGAUGCAAAGUAUGAUCACAGACAUCUACACUCAGUCGCCCCAGGCCACUGUUGUCUUGUCAGGUCUCAUCCGAAACGCAGAGAGCGGCGCGCAAGAACGUGGCGUUCAAAUCAACAGCCAGUACCAAAGUCUAGUGUCGACUCUGCAAAAGGCGGGCAAGCCGAUCAUCUUUGCUGACAUGCAGGGGCUCGACGGGCCGCUGCCAUCGGAUCUUGCUCCUGAUGGCAUUCAUCCUGUGGAUAAGGGUUAUCAGAAGAUGGCUAACAUCUGGUACAAGGCUAUCGGACAGGCAGACAGCAAGGGCUUCUUAAAGAAAGCCGAGAACAACGGCCUCCCCGACGACGGUGCUGCAUAA